Messenger RNA from Oxyura jamaicensis (ruddy duck), 2694 nucleotides. RefSeq names its product septin 11 (gene SEPTIN11). The coding region runs from base 111 to 1391 and encodes 426 amino acids. Gene Ontology annotation, cellular component: cell division site; microtubule cytoskeleton; septin ring. Lineage: Eukaryota; Metazoa; Chordata; Aves; Anseriformes; Anatidae. Gene Ontology annotation, biological process: cytoskeleton-dependent cytokinesis. The transcript is spliced from 10 exons. The record is from RefSeq and is a predicted model, not a curated record. Gene Ontology annotation, molecular function: molecular adaptor activity; GTPase activity; GTP binding.
GGAGCCCGCCUCGCCGCCCGGCCCCUUCGCAUUGCGCAUGGGCCCUCCCCGCCGGGUGGCCAUGUUGCAGCCCUAGCAGGCAGCCAGGAGGAGGGCCGGGGAGCGCAGCGAUGGCCGUGGCCGUGGGCAGACCGGCGAGCGAUGACCUUAGGAACCUGUCCCUCUCCGGCCACGUGGGCUUCGACAGCCUCCCCGAUCAGCUGGUCAACAAGUCGACGUCCCAGGGCUUCUGCUUCAACAUCCUCUGCGUGGGUGAAACUGGCAUCGGCAAGUCAACGUUGAUGGACACUCUGUUCAACACGAAGUUUGAAAGUGAGCCUGCAACACACAACGAGCCUGGCGUGAGAUUAAAAGCCAGGAGUUACGAGCUCCAGGAGAGUAAUGUCCGUCUGAAGCUGACUAUUGUUGACACAGUUGGAUUUGGUGAUCAAAUUAACAAAGAUGACAGCUACAAGCCCAUAGUAGAAUACAUCGAUGCACAGUUUGAAGCCUACUUGCAAGAAGAGCUGAAGAUCAAACGAUCCCUGUUCAAUUACCAUGACACCAGAAUUCACGCCUGCCUGUAUUUCAUUGCACCAACUGGACACUCGCUGAAGUCUCUGGACUUGGUCACCAUGAAGAAGCUUGACAGUAAGGUGAACAUCAUCCCCAUCAUUGCCAAGGCUGACACCAUCGCAAAAAACGAGUUGCACAAGUUCAAGAGUAAAAUCAUGAGCGAGCUGGUCAGCAACGGUGUCCAGAUCUACCAGUUCCCAACGGAUGAAGAGACAGUGGCCGAGAUAAAUGCCACAAUGAGUGUCCACCUUCCAUUCGCUGUAGUUGGCAGCACCGAAGAAGUGAAGAUUGGCAAUAAGAUGGCCAAAGCCAGGCAGUACCCCUGGGGUGUCGUGCAGGUCGAAAAUGAAAAUCACUGUGACUUUGUGAAGCUGCGGGAGAUGCUGAUCCGAGUGAAUAUGGAGGAUUUGAGAGAGCAGACACACACCCGACACUACGAGCUGUACAGGCGCUGCAAGCUAGAAGAAAUGGGAUUCAAGGACACGGAUCCAGACAGCAAGCCUUUCAGUCUCCAAGAGACUUACGAAGCAAAGAGGAACGAGUUCCUGGGUGAACUCCAGAAGAAGGAGGAUGAAAUGAGGCAGAUGUUUGUCAUGAGAGUGAAGGAAAAGGAAGCAGAAUUGAAAGAAGCUGAGAAAGAUCUUCAUGAAAAGUUUGACCAUCUAAAGAGGACUCACCAAGAAGAGAAGAAAAAGGUGGAAGACAAAAAGAAGGAGCUUGAGGAAGAGCUGAACAACUUCCAAAAGAAGAAGGCAGCAGCUCAGCUAUUACAGUCACAGGCUCAGCAGGCAGGUUCUCAACAAACCAAGAAAGACAAGGACAAGAAAAACUCCUAGAGUCUUGCUGUGCUGGUGCCUUGAGUCCUGCCUGUAGCUCUGGCCUUCGUGUCUCCAGAAGGACGUAGUGGAGGUAGAGAAGGGCACUGUAAUGAUAAAUGGGAUGGAGCAGCAGCCGGCCAGGUGAGACCACAAAGGCUAGGAGGCCUCGGUUUGGAGAGGGUAGAGCUGAGAUGAGAGAGGAUCGGCCCCGCUGUGAGCUGGAGGUUGCAGCAGAUGUCCUCUAGAGGUCUCUUCCAGCCUAAAUUUUUCCGAGUUUGCAUUACAAAGUCCACACCAUUGUGCUGGCAGCGGUUCCUACCUGCUGGUAACCAAACCCGCGGGACUAGAACUGGGGGGGAAACUCGGUCACGGAGGAGGGAAUCUGCUCAAAACAUUGAGUAAUUUUCUUGCAGAGCAGGGAGUAGAUUUCCAGAAUUUGUUGCCUUGGGUGAAGGAGGCAGAUAGUAUCAACAGGAGUUUAAACAAUAAAUAAAUAGGUGAAUGCAUCUAUAAGGAAUUUUAGGGGAAUGAAGCGGGAUGAAAUUUCUGACAUCCCCAGUCUGGUUGUGGUGGAUACUGGGGCAGACGGAGGGGAGCGAGCACCAGGAGACAUGUAGGGGCACUGCAGGCAGAGUUUGCACUGAGACGUGCGUGUGGACGAGGGGCUGGAGCUGACCUGGGGGGGUGACACUGGGACGGUGACAACAUGCUGCUUGGCUCACUCCCUCCCGCACACCCAGCUGUUAGGGGAGGAGGUGUCAGCACGGGGAGGGGAUGGCAGUGUGGAAUGUGUUGUUGGACAGCCCAGAGCUAUUAAUUGUCACUCGGCGUCACAAAACAUCCCCAGCAGAGCUGGAAAGCUCUUCACCCAGAAGAGCAAGCGGGUGCCCAACUUUAAAAUGCUUAUGGGCUUAACCCUUCUGUCACUGCUGGAGAGUAAAAAUGGGUUUUAAGGAAGUCCCCAAACCCAGAGCUGUGAACAGCUUCCAGGUUGGACAUGCUUCAUGGCACCGAGGGGUGUUUUGUGGUGUCGUGCUGCCAUGGGCUGGGUUACGGCAUGCCUACGGGAGGGGUCCAGGAUGUCAACCCACCAGCUACUUGAGAAUGAGGAUUUCCCCCAUGUUUGGUACCUGCAGUUCUCACUUAAGAGACAAAAAUACUUCAUGAAUGAUCCCUGGCUGAGCAGGGUGGAGGAAGUGUAGCAGUGCUUCCCUAAGGCAGCAUUGAAAUAGUGGAGAAAAUUGCCAGGAGGUUAUUGUUAGCACAUCUCCCAAGCAAGCACCUCUUGGGCAUGGAGGAAGGAUGAGGUGUUGCACAGCAC